Octopus sinensis (East Asian common octopus) is the source of this 473-nucleotide messenger RNA. RefSeq names its product dynein light chain roadblock-type 2. The record is from RefSeq and is a predicted model, not a curated record. Gene Ontology annotation, biological process: microtubule-based movement. Gene Ontology annotation, cellular component: cytoplasm; cytoplasmic dynein complex; centrosome. The transcript has 4 exons. Bases 166 to 456 code for a protein of 96 amino acids. Gene Ontology annotation, molecular function: dynein intermediate chain binding. NCBI's taxonomy places the organism in Eukaryota, Metazoa, Mollusca, Cephalopoda, Octopoda, Octopodidae.
ACGUGACACUAAAGUCGGUGUGCGCAUGCUCGAAUCUCGUAGCAACCACAGACAGGGAUUGUCACCAAAGGACUCUGUAUAUAAAACUAUACACACACACCCACACAUAUAUAUAUAUAUACACCCUAUCAUAAAUAUAUACACGGGUAUAUAUAAUCACACAGAAUGUCUGAAGUUGAAGAGACACUUAAAAGGAUCCAGAGUCACAAAGGCGUCCAAGGGAUCAUAGUCAUAAACCAGGAAGGUAUCCCAAUUCGGACAACAAUGGACAAUUCAACCACUGUACAGUAUGCAGGUCUCAUUCUGGAGCUGACAUCGAAGGCCAGGAGUACAGUCCGUGACAUUGACCCUUCAAAUGAUUUGACCUUCCUCAGGAUCAGAUCGAAGAAGCACGAGAUAAUGGUAGCACCAGAUAAAGACUACCUGUUGAUUGUUGUGCAGUCUCCUUCAGAGUAGUUAAUGAAAUCUGGACA